AUGUCUGUCACAACCACUGUCCGAGCCGUAAGCCUCGAGGGCGAUCAUCAUGCCACUGCAGAACCACAACCUCCCGCACAAAUGGAGGAGACGCCCGAGCAGGUCUGCGCCACUGGGGGGUAUCCGGCCCCAACUAUGCCCGAGUUCCAAGGCCCUUACAUAAAGCGACAUCUUGGCAUAUACUUUGGCUUACUUAAAGCAAGCGACAUAGUACAGAUCAACGAGGAUGGCCAUGUCAUUGGUGGAAAUCGCGUCGCAGUCAAUAAAGCUGGAUUUCAAAUACAUGGAGCCAUUCAUAAAGCUCGGUCUAAUAUCAAUGCUAUUUGUCACACACAUUCUCCCGCUGGAAAAGCUUGGUCAACUUUUAGCCGCCCUCUCGACAUCAUCAACCAAGACGCCUGUACCUUUCUUAGUAUACAGGCUAUUUAUGAAAACUUUGGAGGUAUUGUUCUAGAGCGCGACAAGGGGCAGAGAAUUGCCGCGGCACUAGGCAAGAGGAACCGUAUUGCGAUUUUGCAAAAUCAUAGUCUCCUCACUACUAGAUCCACUGUUAAUGAAGCAGGUUAUCUGUUUACACUCCUAGAGCGAUCUUGUGAGGUGCAGAUCAUAGUGGAAAGCGCCGGUCUUCCAAAGAAAAUCAUUAGGAAGAGAGAAGCAGAAUACACUGCCAAGGCUUACCAAGAUCCAGUAAGUACCUGA
Molecule: messenger RNA, 699 nt
Organism: Fusarium tjaetaba
Lineage: Eukaryota; Fungi; Ascomycota; Sordariomycetes; Hypocreales; Nectriaceae
Product: class II Aldolase and Adducin domain protein
Exons: 2
Coding region: 1-699 (232 amino acids)
Cellular component (GO): cytoskeleton
Molecular function (GO): actin filament binding
Source: RefSeq, a predicted model, not a curated record